AUGGAAGAUGAUAAAGAAGAAGAAUGUGUUGCUGUUAGAUUACAUGACGAUGAAUUUAGUGGUUUAAUAGGAAAUAUCGCAGGUGGUAUUCUUCGUGAUAGAGUUGGUGGUACUGCAGGUGAUAUACUUGGUAAUUUAGUGGGCAAUUUCGGUGGUCAUGGAGCUGGAAGCGGAUAUGGAAGUGGUGGAUAUAAUCAACCUGGUGGAUAUGGAAGUGGUGGAUAUAAUCAACCUGGUGGAUAUGGAAGUGGUGGAUAUAAUCAACCUGCUGGAUAUGGAAGUGGUGGAUAUAAUCAACCUGGUGGAUAUGGAAGUGGUGGGUAUAAUCAACCUGGUGGAUAUGGAAGUGGUGGAUAUAAUCAACCUGGUGGAUACAAUCAAGGCGGUGGUUACGGAAGUGGUGGUGGAUAUGAUCAUGGAGGAUAUGGUGGUGCAGGCUUUGGUAGUGGUUAUAGAGGUGAUAGUGAAGGAGGUUAUAGCAAUCGUAAUAGUGAAAAUAGUGGUGCAGUUGGCCUGGUUGGAAAUUUAAUUGGUGGAAUAUUUGGCGGUGGAAAAAAUCGUAACGAUGGUGCUAGUAAUGAUGGUUACAAUAAUUAUCGGGGUGGUAACAGUGGUUACGAUGACAAUCGGAAAAAACCGGAAAAAAUGCAUCCGGAACAUGAUCGUUCCGGUGAAUCCGACAUGAAAUGUUACAAUUUUCAAGGUGACCAGAUUGGCGAUAUCAUCGGUGGCUUUAUUUCAGGUGGAGGAGGCGGCGGUAGCAGUAAUUCUUACAAUACUGGUGGUGGUAUAAAUGUUGGUGAUAUUGCUGGUAUUAUUGGUGGCCUAUCUGGACCAGGUAGUAAAGGUCAGAAGAUUAGCGGCCUUAUAAGUGGCAUUGGGGGAUUAAUUGGCAAAAAAGGAGGAAAUUAUAGAGAUGGAGGUCCAAAUGUUGAUCCAAAUAAUUUAAGCGGCGGUAUGACAGAUGUUGUGAGCGGUCUUGUCGGGCAUUUAGCUCAUCGUUAUCUUAAUGUUGAUCCAGCUACGGGACGCAUUAUCGGUGCCAUUGCUGGCAAUUUUAUUUUCAAUCUUGGUGGCAAAGACAACAAGCUUGGAGCUGUGGGAAAAAUCGUUUUAGACAAUAUUAUCAGUGGUAAAUUCAAGCGAAAGGUUGAUCCAUAUAUACCACCAGAACCAUCACGACAUUUACGCCCACCAGUACCUGACAGAAGAGCGGACGAAGCACUUCAUUUUUACGCAGAACGAGAUCGUUGCCUUGCUAUGCGACAACUUUUCGAGGAUCCUCAGUUUCCUGCUAACGAUAAAAGCUUAUUCUUCAGCCGACGUCCACCCAAACAAAUCGAAUGGAGACGACCGGGAGAAAUAUGUGAGGAUCCACAGUUACUCUAUGAAGGACAUUCACGUUUCGACGUAGUACAAGGUGAAUUAGGCGACUGUUGGCUUCUAGCUGCAGCAGCAAAUCUUACAUUGAAAGAUGAGCUCUUUUAUCGAGUUGUGCCACCAGAUCAAAGUUUUACUGAAAAUUAUGCCGGCAUAUUUCACUUCCAAUUUUGGCAUUAUGGUGCAUGGGUUGACGUUGUCAUCGAUGAUCGUUUACCAACAUCUACCAGUGGUGAAUUAUUGUACAUGCAUUCCAGAGAUAACAACGAAUUUUGGAGUGCUCUUCUGGAAAAAGCAUAUGCGAAGCUUCAUGGUUCAUACGAAGCACUAAAAGGUGGUACAACAAGUGAAGCAUUAGAAGAUUUUACUGGUGGUUUGACAGAAUUUUUUGACCUCACACAACCUCCUAAACAUUUGAUGGAAAUGAUGAUGAGAGGUUUUGAAAUGGGUUCAUUGUUUGGAUGCAGUAUAGAAGCAGAUCCAAAUGAAUGGGAAGCACGGAUGCAUAAUGGUUUAGUCAAAGGUCAUGCAUAUAGUAUAACAGGAAUGAAGAUGGUGAAUGGACCACGUGGUAGUAUACCAUUACUACGUAUACGUAAUCCGUGGGGUAAUGAACAGGAAUGGAAUGGUGCAUGGUCGGACAAUUCAGCGGAAUGGAGGUCUAUUUCUCAGGAACAACGCGAUGAGAUGGGUUUGGUUUUUGCGCACGACGGAGAGUUUUGGAUGUCAUUCAAUGAUUUCGUGCGUUGUUUUGAAAAAAUGGAGAUCUGUAACUUGGGUCCAGAGGUUAUGGAUGAAGUUUAUCAAAUGACUGGUGUCCAGUCGUCACAGAAUGCUUGGGCAACAUAUACUCAUAAUGGCAUUUGGAUUGCAAAUGAAACAGCUGGUGGAUGCCGGAACUAUAUUCGGACAUUUGCAACGAAUCCUCAAUAUCGUAUCCAAGUAACAGAUUCGGAUCCAUAUGAUGAUGACAACCUAUGUACAGUGAUAAUUGCUGUGUUGCAAAAAUAUCGACGUGAGAUGAAACAUAUGGGUAUUGAGAAUUUACCUAUAGGAUUUGCAGUUUAUGAUGUUGGGAGCUAUAAUGGACGUUUAACACGAGAAUAUUUCCAGCAACAUAAAUCAUGUGCUAGGAGUGCUGCGUUUAUUAAUUUACGAGAAAUAACAGGUCGUUUUCGAAUCCCACCGGGAAAUUACGUAAUCGUACCGUCAACAUUCGAACCGAAUGAGGAAGCGGAAUUUAUGCUUAGAGUUUACACAAAUGGUUUUAUUGAAUCAGAGCAGUUGUGA
This is a messenger RNA of Brugia malayi, 2670 nucleotides long. RefSeq names its product putative thiol protease C06G4.2 in chromosome III, putative (gene Bma-clp-1.1). Bases 1 to 2670 code for a protein of 889 amino acids. The transcript has 22 exons. NCBI's taxonomy places the organism in Eukaryota, Metazoa, Nematoda, Chromadorea, Rhabditida, Onchocercidae. The record is from RefSeq and is a predicted model, not a curated record. Gene Ontology annotation, biological process: proteolysis. Gene Ontology annotation, molecular function: calcium-dependent cysteine-type endopeptidase activity. Gene Ontology annotation, cellular component: cytoplasm.